Molecule: messenger RNA, 1585 nt
Organism: Ilyonectria robusta
Lineage: Eukaryota; Fungi; Ascomycota; Sordariomycetes; Hypocreales; Nectriaceae
Exons: 2
Coding region: 289-1464 (391 amino acids)
Biological process (GO): regulation of transcription by RNA polymerase II
Cellular component (GO): chromatin
Molecular function (GO): RNA polymerase II cis-regulatory region sequence-specific DNA binding; DNA-binding transcription factor activity, RNA polymerase II-specific
Source: RefSeq, a predicted model, not a curated record
ACGACUUGAUUGCUUCACUUCACUCUGCUGCUGUGUGCGCACUGAAGAGCAUGCUCUUGUCGGCCAUGGGACACGCCUCUUCCCUCUCAUCCUGAUCCUCACUUUCCCGCUCGCUUUCUCUCUGUCUCUCUCUCUCCGUCCCCCUCCCCCACUACGCACGGCACCCAACACCCGCGCCCGCGUCCUCCUUGCCAUCCUCGCUCCCUCGUCACUCAAUCUCCCGCCCCACGACGACGACUCGCCCGCCCCAACGUCUUCCUCCCUCCCGCGAGCUCUGCAAAACCUGUCAUGGUGAUUAACGAUUCUGGUGUCAGAGUCUCCCGCUCCUCCAUCAAUAUGUCCAAUCCCGCCACGUCCAACGCAGCCGUCGGCAGCGCGCCCUCCACCGCCGACGACUCUGCGUCCACCAUCACCAUAAACACGAAGGCUCUCGCCAAUUUUGCUCCCCCCAAGACGGACAAGCCUCGACCGCACGUCUGUGGCACCUGCCAGCGUUCCUUUGCCCGAUUGGAACAUCUCAAGCGCCACGAGCGCUCCCACACCAAGGAGAAACCCUUUGAGUGCCCCAAGUGCGCACGAUGCUUCGCCCGCCGCGACCUGCUGCUUCGUCACCAGCAGAAGCUGCACCAGACCUCGACACCGUCCUCCCGUCCCCGCAACCGCCGCGAGUCGACAACCGGCGUCGCUCCUGGCGGAAGCCGUGCUCGCAAGAACAGCGUCGCUGGCCCCCCAGCCGCCAACAAUGCUGCGGCCAACUCUGUGCGGCCCCGUGCCAACACCAUCAGCCACGUUGACGGCACCGCGAUGCAAAUGAUGGCCAAUGCCUCCGUUGCACGGGGCAUGCCGCCGACCCAUAGCCAUAGCCGGCACCCAAGUCUCGCCGGCUUGCCCAUUCACAACUUCGACCACAUUUUUGGUGGCAUGUCGGCCGCCAUGGGCCAGCGAGGGGUUCAGCCGGGCCUGCCCAAGCUGGAGACGGGCACCCUCGGCAACAUGGACUUCACCAGCGGUCUUCGGACCGCGCCGCCGAUGGCUGCUUUUAACACGGAAUUCGAUUUUGAGGGUCUUCUCUUUGGGCCGGGCUCUACCAUCAACCCCAACGCCCUUCAUUACAAUGAUUCGCCACAGUCGAUGGCCUUGGAACAGACCCCGCCGUUUGCGCAAUCCCUUAAUGAGAUGCCCUCGAGCCAAACCCUCGACGAUAAUUUUGACUGGUUGACUCGAUUCGAGCAUCAGAUGUCUUUUAACACGAACGAAAACGUUGUUGACGGGUCGAGCACGUCCGCGAUCAGUACGACGAGCCAGAGUGGGAUUAGUGAUGUUAUGUUGGAUGGGUCAAAUCACCCCGCGCCGGCCGGGACGAGUUCCAUGUGGCAACCGUCCGUGAUGGGCCCUCCACAGCGUUGCAUCCCUCUUGCUAACCGCUACCAGGACGGCUCUCCGCAGCACCAUGCCCGACAAUGACAUUCGCCUACUUGCCCUCGACGGCGGCGGAGUUCGCGGCCUGUCCUCGCUGAUGAUUCUACAGAAUCUCAUGUCUACCAUCGACCCCGACUCCCCGCCCAAGCCAUGCGAUUACUUCGAC